GAGUCGAGGACCGCGCCGUUCGUGUCCGGGCUGGGGUCGCGGUUGCGGGGUUUGUUGGCGAGUGUCCGGGGUCAUAUACGGGGCUCGACCAGCGAUGUUUCCGACGAGGAACUUGAACGUCGGCGCAAAUGGGGCUGUUAAUGGGGCGAGACGAAGUGCCGCUCCAAGCCCAAGCCCAGAGGACAAGACGGCAAUUGGGUACUGGCUGUGUGAUGAGGGCCCAUAUCGAGACUACAUCGCUGCGUUAAGCGGUUCCAAUCCUGGCUUGAAGAGGCCGGAUCCAAAUAACGAAAAGACGGACCCGAACGAUCCAGCCAAAAAGAAGAAACAUCACCUUUUCAAAGACGGCAACGCGCUUGUCGUGCUCCUUGACGCAGAGGGCUCCGGCGACCCCUCAUUCUCCAAGAAAGAUUUCGUGAACUCCCAGGACCUUCGCAGGCACUUCGAAGAAACCCCCAAGGACCAUGACCGGCGGCGUAUCUAUAUCAUGGAGGGCCUCGCCAAGGACUACAUCUCGAUUAUCGGUGGCCACUUCUUCAUGGACCCUUCAUUCUUCCAACGGCAGGAAAGAACUUGUGUUUGGAGCAAUGAAUUUACUCCUACGAGUGAUGCGCUGCCUCAGCCUUCAUUGUUGGAUCCGGACAGAAGCUUCCAUCUGCAGUAUUGUGAGCUGAGGCAGUUUACGAAGGCCAUUGAGAAUAAGCCUUACUUCUGUCACAGGACGCGGAGGCAUGUAGGCAUGACACCGCCAAGGCACAAGGAGGAUUCGACUACGGGUAUUCUUAGGCGGAAGAUAUCAUGGUGGUGUAGAACUACCAGCAAAGGUGGCUGGGAUGUCGUUAUCCUAUGCGAUCCCCAGCUCGAUAAGCUGGAUCCGAAACCCAAAGAAUACGAUCCAGCAAGCCGCAGCUACAAAGAGAUUCCCAACACGGACUCGCUCCAAAGCCACCCCUUUCAAGACGGCUACAUCGACUUCCUUCCGCCUCGUUCUCACGAGACGGCUGGCGGCAAAGACCCCCAUCCGCACAGCUCAAUGGUGUGCGACCUAAUCCACUACUUCAAGAACCACGCCGACCUACUCUCCGAAGAAGACUGGAAGACGCCCACCACCUCCUCCAUCUUUGUCAAGAAGAUCGUCGCAGCCCACUACUUGCAACUCGUAGACUACAUCAAAGCUAUGCUCCCCUCGCUCGAACUGCGCCUCACUACCGCCUGGGUCGAAGAACAAGACCAGUGGAAGUCGCUGCAAACCAUCUCCCGCCGCUGCGGCAACUACCGCGACGAUAUCGAAGACACGCUCCUCAGCCUCGGCUAUCCCGUCGAGGCCACCGAACUGCACCGCCGCGUGCACUGGGAGAACUGCGAGAAGGACUUCCAGUACAUAUACUUCCGGCUGAAGAUCCUCAAAGAGCGCGCUGAUACGCUCAUGGGCGCGAUGACGGGUCUUGCCUCCAUCGCCGGCAAUCGCCAGAACCUAGAGGAAGCGAAGCGCGUCAAGCGGCUCAACUUGCUCGCUCUGCUGUUCAUUCCCCUCGCGUACACCAGCUCGCUCUUCAGCAUGCAGGAUAACUAUGCGCCGGGGAAUGGGGCGUUUUGGGUAUACUGGGUGAGCGCGCUGUCGGCCGUCAUUCUCACAUUGUUUGCAACGUGGGUGUUGGAUAGUGCGCUUGAUGAGGCGGCGCAGUGGCAGGUCCCGCUCAAGUUUUGGGGCAAGGGAGACCAGGCGGAUAGAGCGCCGCUGAAGAAGAGAACGACGGGGUUUUAUAAUUUAUGACUGGGUACACAAUCUCAUGGUAGGGUUGCCUUUCGCACAAGCAUCUUCUUGAGUCUUUGUUCUUGCAUCUAUUUAUGGCGUCUUGGAUUCCACGCGUCGGAUUUCUCCCACGACUUUACGAGGCCACACGGUCAUAUCUCAUCCGCACUGCCAAAGC
Trematosphaeria pertusa is the source of this 1931-nucleotide messenger RNA. RefSeq lists its product as uncharacterized. Gene Ontology annotation, cellular component: membrane. Gene Ontology annotation, molecular function: metal ion transmembrane transporter activity. NCBI's taxonomy places the organism in Eukaryota, Fungi, Ascomycota, Dothideomycetes, Pleosporales, Trematosphaeriaceae. The record is from RefSeq and is a predicted model, not a curated record. Bases 95 to 1774 code for a protein of 559 amino acids. The transcript has 3 exons. Gene Ontology annotation, biological process: transmembrane transport; metal ion transport.